Molecule: messenger RNA, 12758 nt
Organism: Gadus morhua (Atlantic cod)
Lineage: Eukaryota; Metazoa; Chordata; Actinopteri; Gadiformes; Gadidae
Gene: triob
Product: trio Rho guanine nucleotide exchange factor b
Biological process (GO): intracellular signal transduction; protein phosphorylation; axon guidance
Cellular component (GO): extrinsic component of membrane; cytoplasm
Molecular function (GO): guanyl-nucleotide exchange factor activity; protein kinase activity; ATP binding
Source: RefSeq, a predicted model, not a curated record
CCACUACCCCUCUCUCCCAUCCACUCCCCCUCUCUAUCCCGUCCACUCCCCCUCCUCUCACGUCCCAACUCGGGAGGAGCGCCACCGGUCGGUUGAAAUAAUUCCCCCCGUUCUCGGCCAAAAUGGAGGAGCUUCCUCGCCUUUUAAAGGGAGCACAUAUCGCACGCGUGUUACAACCGUGAGAGCUGACCCCCGUUUCAAUGGAAAGGCGUUAAACUGCGGUGGCACUGAUCCGUAAAGACGCUUGGGAUUAACGUUUCUCGGGAUUUUUGUCCGUUCCGGUGCAGCGCGCAGUGAUGAGUGCGGGAGAGGCGCUGGAUGAGGCUGCGAAGGACGCGGCAGACAUAGCGGCGUUUUUCAAAUCCGAUUGCUCUCUUCCCAAAUGUGAUCCCAAACUGGACGGCCCGGCUCAAACUCCAGGGUUCCAUCGCAAUGAGGACAUGAAAGCGAUCGAUGUUCUCCCCAUCCUCAAGGAGAAAGUCGCCUUCCUCUCAGGGGGGAGGGACAGACGCGGCGGGCCCAUCCUCACCUUCCCCGCGCGGAGCAACCAUGACAGAAUGCGACCUGAGGACCUACGGAGGCUCAUAGCAUACCUGGCCACCAUCCCCAGCGAGGAUGUGGCGAGACAUGGCUUCACGGUCAUCGUGGACAUGCGCGGCUCCAAGUGGGACAGCAUCAAGCCCCUGCUGAAGAUCCUGCAGGAGUCCUUCCCCUCCUGUAUCCACGUCGCCCUCAUCAUCAAGCCCGACAACUUCUGGCAGAAGCAGAGGACCAACUUCGGCAGCUCCAAGUUUGAGUUUGAGACGGUGAUGGUGUCCUUAGAGGGCCUGAACAAGAUAGUGGACCCCUCCCAGCUGACAGCUGACUUCGAGGGCAGCCUGGAGUACAACCAUGAGGACUGGAUUGAGGUGCGGCUGUCCUUCGAGACGUUCGCGGGCGACGCGGCCCGCGCCCUGUCGCGCCUGGAGGAGCUCCAGGAGACCCUCUCCCAGCGGGACCUGCCCCGGGACCUGGAGGGGGCCCGCCGGCUGAUGGAGGACCACGCGGGGCUCAAGAAGCGGGCCACCAAAGCCUCCGUGGAGGAGCUGGACGCCCAGGGGAAGAGGCUGCUGCAGAGGCUGCAGACCCUCACCGCCAGUACCACUGCUGGCGGCGGCGGCGGCGGUAGGCACGCCGACGCCCACCACCUGGCCGGCAGCGUGACGGGCGUGCUGGAGAAGCUGCACGGCACGCGGCAGCACCUGCAGCAGCUCUGGCACAUGAGGAAGCUGAAGCUGGACCAGUGCUUCCAGCUCCGUCUGUUUGAGCAGGACGCCGAGAAGAUGUUUGACUGGAUCAUGCACAACAAGGGCCUCUUCCUGACCAGCUACACGGAGAUCGGCAGGAACAACCAGCACGCCGUUGAGCUGCAGACACAGCACAACCACUUCGCCAUGAACUGCAUGAACGUGUACGUGAACAUCAACCGCAUCAUGUCGGUGGGGAACCGGCUGCUGGAGUCUGGCCACUACGCUCCCAGCAAGAUCCAGCAGAUCUCGGGUCAGCUGGAGGCGGAGUGGAAGGCCUUCGCCGCGGCGCUGGACGAGCGCAGCACGCUGCUGGAGAUGUCCGCCAGCUUCCACCAGAAGGCCCGACAGUACAUGGGCAACGUGGAGCCGUGGUGUAAGGCCUGUGGCGAGGGCGAGCUGCCCUCAGAGCUGCAGGACCUGGAAGAUACCAUCCACCACCACCAGGGGCUGUAUGAGCACGUCACCACCGCAUACUCAGAGGUGAGCCAGGACGGGAAGUCCCUGCUGGACAAGCUGCAGCGCCCGCUGACCCCCUGCAGCACCGACUCCCUGACGGCGUCGGCCAAUUACUCCAAGGCGGUGAACCACGUGCUGGACAUCAUCCACGAGGUGCUGCACCACCAGCGGCAGCUGGAGAACAUCUGGCAGCACCGCAAGGUGCGCCUGCACCAGCGCCUGCAGCUCUGCGUCUUCCAGCAGGACGUCCAGCAGGUGCUGGACUGGAUCGAGAACCACGGCGAGGCCUUCCUCAGCAAGCACACCGGGGUGGGCAAGUCCCUGCACCGUGCCCGCGCCCUGCAGAAGAGGCACGAGGACUUUGAGGAGGUCGCCCAGAACACCUACACCAACGCGGACAAGCUGCUGGAGGCGGCGGAGCAGCUGGCCCAGACGGGGGAGUGCGACCCGGAGGAGAUCUACCAGGCCGCCCACCAGCUGGAGGACCGCAUCCAGGACUUUGUGCGGCGCGUGGAGCAGCGCAAGGUGCUGCUGGACAUGUCCGUGGCCUUCCACACGCACGUCAAAGAGCUGUGGACGUGGUUGGAGGAGCUGCAGAAAGAGCUGCUGGACGACGUGUAUGCCGAGUCGGUGGAGGCGGUCCAGGAGCUGAUCAAGAGGUUUGGCCAGCAGCAGCAGACCACGCUGCAGGCCACGGUCAACGUCAUCAAGGAGGGGGAGGACCUCAUCCAGCAGCUCAGGGACUCGGCCAUCUCCAGCAACAAGACGCCCCACAACAGCUCCAUGGCGCACAUCGAGAGCGUGCUGCAGCAGCUGGACGAGGCCCAGGCCCAGAUGGAGGAGCUCUUCCAGGAGAGGAAGAUCAAGCUGGAGCUCUUCCUCCAGCUGCGCAUCUUCGAGAGGGACGCCAUCGACGUGAUCUCGGACCUGGAGUCAUGGAACGAGGAGCUGUCCCAGCAGAUGGGCGAGUUUGACACAGAGGACCUGCCCCUGGCAGAGCAGCGUCUGCAGCACCACGCCGACAAGGCCCUCACCAUGAACAACCUCACCUUCGACGUCAUCCACCAGGGCCAGGAGCUGCUGCAGUAUGUCACCGAGGUGCAGGCGUCCGGCGUGGAGCUGCUGUGCGACCGCGACGUGGACAUGGCCACGCGGGUGCAGGACCUGCUCGAGUUCCUCCACGAGAAGCAGCAGGAGCUGGACCUGGCGGCGGAGCAGCACCGCCGCCACCUGGAGCAGUGCGUCCAGCUGAGGCACCUGCAGGCCGAAGUCAAGCAGGUGCUGGGCUGGAUCCGGAACGGGGAGUCCAUGCUGAACGCCGGGCUGAUCACAGCCAGCUCCCUGCAGGAGGCGGAGCAGCUGCAGAAGGAGCACGAACAGUUUCAGCACGCCAUCGAGAAGACCCACCAGAGCGCCUUGCAGGUCCAGCAGAAGGCUGAGGCCCUACUGCAGGCCAACCACUACGACAUGGACACCAUCCGGGACUGUGCUGAGAAGGUGGCCGACCACUGGCAGCAGCUGAUGCUGAAGAUGGAGGACAGGCUUAAGCUGGUCAACGCGUCGGUGGCCUUCUACAAGACCUCCGAGCAGGUGUGCAGCGUGCUGGAAAGCCUGGAGCAGGAGUACAAGAGGGAGGAGGAUUGGUGCGGGGGCGCUGAUAAGCUGGGGCCCAACUGUGAGUCGGACCACGUCACGCCCAUGAUCAGCAAGCACCAGGAGCAGAAGGAGGCCUUCCUCAAGGCCUGUACACUGGCCAGGCGCAACGCAGACGUCUUCCUGAAGUACCUGCACCGGAACAGCGUCAACAUGCCCGGCAUGCUGUCCCACGUCAAGGCCCCUGAGACCCAGGUCAAGAACAUCCUCAAUGAGCUGCUUCAGAGGGAGAACAGGGUGCUCCACUUCUGGACCAUGAGGAAGAGGAGGCUGGACCAGUGUCAGCAGUACGUGGUGUUUGAGCGCAGCGCCAAACAGGCACUGGAGUGGAUCCACGACACGGGAGACUUCUACCUGUCCACACACACCUCCACGGGCUCCAGCAUCCACCACACCCAGGAGCUACUCAAAGAGCACGAGGACUUCCAGAUCACCGCCAAGCAAACCAAAGAGCGCGUGAAGCUGUUGAUCCAGCUGGCCGACGGCUUCUGCGACAAGGGCCACGCCCACGCGGUGGAGAUCAAGAAAUGGGUGGCGUCCGUCGAUAAGCGCUACCGGGACUUCUCCAUGCGCAUGGACAAGUACCGGGGCUGUUUGGAGUCAGCGCUCGGCAUCUCCUCAGACUCCAACAAGGCUAGUAAAGACCUCCAGCUGGACAUCAUUCCCGCCAGCGCCCCGGGGUCAGAGGUCAAACUGAGGGACGCUGCCCACGACCUCAACGAGGAGAAGAGGAAGUCCGCCCGCAGGAAAGAGUUCAUCAUGGCAGAGCUGAUCCAAACAGAGAAGACCUACGUCAGAGACCUACGGGAGUGCAUGGAUACGUACCUGUGGGAGAUGACCAGUGGUGUAGAGGAGAUCCCACCAGGGAUUAUCAACAAGGAGCACAUCAUCUUCGGCAACAUGCAGGACCUCUACGAGUUCCACCACAAUAUCUUCCUCAAGGAGUUGGAGAAAUAUGAGCAGCUUCCAGAAGAUGUGGGCCAUUGCUUCGUCACCUGGGCGGACAAGUUCCAGAUGUACGUCAACUACUGUAAGAACAAGCCCGACUCCACCCAGCUCAUCCUGGAACACGCAGGGCCCUAUUUUGACGAGAUCCAGCAGAGGCACAGACUCGCAAACUCCAUCUCGUCUUACCUCAUCAAACCAGUGCAGAGGAUCACCAAGUACCAGCUGCUGCUCAAGGAGCUCUUGACCUGCUGCGAGGAGGGGAAGGGGGAGAUCAAGGACGGCCUGGAGGUGAUGCUCAGCGUCCCCAAGAGAGCCAACGACGCCAUGCACCUCUCCAUGCUGGACGGCUUCGACGGAAACAUUGACUCCCAGGGAGAGCUGAUCCUGCAGGAGUCCUUCCAGGUGUGGGAUCCCAAGACCCUGAUCCGCAAAGGCCGCGAGCGCCACCUCUUCCUGUUCGAGAUGUCCCUGGUCUUCAGCAAGGAGGUCAAGGACUCCAACGGACACAGCAAAUACCUCUACAAGAGCAAGAUGUUUACUUCCGAGCUGGGUGUGACAGAGCACGUGGAGGGGGACCCCUGCAAGUUCGCUCUCUGGGUGGGAAGGACCCCCACCUCCGACAACAAGAUCGUGCUCAAGGCUUCCAGCAUCGAGAACAAGCAGGACUGGAUCAAACACAUCCGGGAGGUGAUCCAGGAGCGAACCAUCCACCUGCGGGGGGCGCUGAAGGAGCCCAUCCACAUGCCCAAGGCCACCACGACCAAACACAAAGGCAGACGGGAUGGAGAGGAUCUGGACAGCCAGGGCGACGCCAGCAGCCAGCCAGACACCAUCUCCAUCGCCUCGCGCACCUCCCAGAACACCCUGGACAGCGACAAGCUGUCGGGCGGCUGCGAGCUCACCGUGGUCAUCCACGACUUCCUGGCGGGCCACGGCGGCCACGGGGCCCACGGGGCCCACGGGGGCCACAGCGGCGGGCUGGAGCUGACGGUGCGGCGCGGCCAGACGGUGGAGGUGCUGGAGCGCUGCCAUGACAAGCCCGACUGGUGCCUGGUGCGGACCACCGACCGCUCGCCCGCCCUGGAGGGCCUGGUGCCCUGCGCCAUGCUCUGCAUCGCCCACUCCCGCUCCUCCAUGGAGAUGGAGGGCAUCUUCAACCACAAAGACACGCUGUCCGUCUCCAGCAACGACGCGCUGCAGCCGGGCUCCAGCCACACCCUGGGGCCCCACAUCUCCCCGGGGCCCAAGCGUCCGGGCAACACGCUGCGCAAGUGGCUGACCAGCCCCGUGCGGCGCCUGAGCUCGGGCAAGGCCGACGGCCACGUCAAGAAGCUGGCCAACAAGCACAAGAAGAACCGCGGCGAGGUGGUCCGCAAGACGGCCGCCGACCUGCCGCUGGGCUCCCACAAGGACCCCGACGACACGGCCGCCACGCCCCAGGACGAGACCCUGGAGGAGCGCAUGCGCAACGAGGGCCUGAGCAGCGGCACGCUGUCCAAGUCGUCGUCGUCGGGCAUGCAGAGCUGCGGGGAGGAGGAGGGCGAGGAGGGGCCUGACGCCGUGCCUCUACCGCCCCCUAUGGCCAUCCAGGUGCACAGCCUGCUGCAGCCAGACUCCCAGGACGACAAGGCAUCUCGACUGUCCAGUCGUCCCAGUAGCUCGGAGACUCCCAGUGCCGCUGAACUGGUCAGCGCCAUCGAGGAGUUGGUGAAGAGCAAGAUGUCUCUGGAGGACCGUCCCAGCUCUCUGUCGGUGGAGCAGGGCGACAGCAGCUCCCCCUCUCUCAUCCCCUCAGACAACUCCCUCCUCUCGUCGUCCUCCCCCAUCGACGAGUUGGACGACAGGAAGUCCGGCUUCCUCAAGAGGAGACAUUAUGUGAUGCUGGAGCUGGUGGAAACCGAAAGAGAUUACGUCAGGGACCUUGGCUCUGUGGUGGAGGGCUACAUGAGCAGGAUGAAGGAGGAGGGCGUUCCUGACGACAUGCGAGGAAAGGACAAGAUUGUGUUCGGGAACAUCCAUCAGAUCUACGACUGGCACAAAGAUUUCUUCCUGGCUGAGCUUGAAAAGUGCCUGGAGGAUCCCGAGAGGCUGGCUUCUCUGUUUGUCAAACAGGAGAGGAGACUGCACAUGUACAUAGUGUACUGCCAAAACAAGCCCAAAUCCGAACACAUCGUCUCGGAGUACAUCGACAAUUACUUUGAGGACCUCAAGCAGAGGUUGGGUCACAGACUACAGCUCACUGACCUGUUGAUCAAACCUGUGCAGCGCAUCAUGAAGUACCAGCUCCUGCUGAAGGAUCUUCUCAAGGUCUCCAAGAAGUCCGGUGCAGACUCGCUGGAGCUUGAGAAAGCCGUGGAGGUGAUGUGUGUGGUGCCCAAGCGCUGCAACGACAUGAUGAAUGUCGGCCGCCUCCAGGGAUUUGAAGGUAAGAUCGUGGCCCAGGGCAGGCUACUACUGCAGGACACCUUCAUGGUGUCGGACCAGGACGGAGGCCUCCUCUCCAGGAUGAAGGAGAGGAGGGUCUUCCUCUUUGAGCAGAUCGUCAUCUUCAGCGAGCCCCUGGACAAGAAAAAGGGCUAUACGACUCUGGGCUACCUCUUCAAGAACAGCGUCAAGGUGAGCUGGCUGGGUCUGGAGGAGAACCCAGAUGACCCCUGUAAGUUCACCCUGACGUCCCGGUCCACCAGCGGGGGGCAGGAGCGCUACACCCUGCACUCCCCCAGCUCCGCCGUCAGCCAGCUCUGGGUCCACCAGGUCAGCCAGAUCCUGGAGAACCAGCGCAACUUCCUCAACGCGUUGACCUCUCCCAUCGAGUACCAGAGGAACCACGUGGGGGGCGGCGGGGCCGGGGGCCCCCCCAGCAGCAGUAGCAGCGGUGGGGGCAGUGCCGGGGGUCUGGCCGGGGGCAGCAGCUCCAGCAACGCCCACAGCCUGGGAGGAGGAGGAGGAGGAGGAGGAGGAGGAGGAGGAGGAGGAGGAGGCGGCGGAGUCGUCGGAGGAGGAAGUGGCGGCGGCGGCGGCGGCGGAGGAGGAAGCUCCGGCGUCUCCGGCAGCAACUCGUCCCUGUGCGGCCCCCGCACCCGGCCCUCGCGCAUCCCCCAGCCCUCCUCCCGCCUCCCACAGCCCGUCCACCACCACCACCCCCCGGGCCCCGACGGGCCCGACCCAUCAGCAGGUACGUGGUCGUCUCCCUGCCGCACCCCCCCCACACCCCCCCUGACCCCCCGGGGCUCCCUCCUCCCGCCCAACCCCUACCCCUACCUGGACGCCGAUGUCGUGGGGGAGGCUCUUGAGUCGGGGGGGCCCGAGGUGCCCCGGAUGCGGGUGCUGGACGGGCCCCUGGGUAGCGGCGGCGGCGGCGGCGGUAGCAUCGGCGGAGGCAGCAGCAGCGGCAGCAGUGGAGGCAGCAGCGGCAGCAUCGCUAACAACGCUAACACCGCUAACGGCUUGUGUGGGAGCGCGGAGGGCAGCCCCGGGCGCCGGGGCCCCCGGGGGCCCUCAGGGGAGGGCCAGAGACAUACCGCCGCGGGGAUCCCGCAGAUGGCGGUGGCCCCCUUGAUCACGCUGCCCCUCAAGACCCCCCGGGUCGCCACGGUUACGCCGUUAGCCUCGCCGCAGUCUCCCAGUGGAGGAGGAGGAGGAGGAGGGUUCAACAAGGACGCCGGCGUCGUCCCCGCCAGCCCGGCUCACAAGGGCGGGACGUUCUGGGCCGGGGUCCCGGCGGUACCGGCCUCCCCCGCCGGCCGGUCGGGGGCCUUCCCCUUCCCCGCGGUCGGCGACGGGGCGGGGUCGUCCUGCGGGGGCGGCGGCGGCGGCGACUCUCUGGGCCGCGGCACGCCCUCCCAGCAGCACCGGCCCCGCUGCCACUCGGGUCACAGUAAGGACCAGGACCGCAUGAGCACCUGCUCCUCCACCAGCGAGCAGUCCAUACACUCCACCCAGAGCAACGGGAGUGAAAGCAGCAGCAGCAGCAGCAGCACGGUGUCAACCAUGCUGGUGACCCAGGACUACGGGGCCGUGAAGGAGGACGAGGUGAGCGUGCUGCAGGGCGAGGUGGUGCAGAUGCUGGCCAGCAACCAGCAGAACAUGUACCUGGUUUACCGGGCCGCCACGCAGCACUGCCCGGCCGCCGAGGGCUGGAUCCCCGGCCACGUGCUGGGCCACACCUCGGCCUCCGUCACGCCCGACCUCCCGGAGGGCACCAUCAAAAAAUCAUUAUCAUGGCACACAGCACUUCGUAUCCGACGUAAAUCUGAGAAGAGGGACAAGGAGGGCAGGAAGGAGACCAAGAUGGAGAACGGCUUCCGCAAAUCCCAGGACGGCCUGGCAAACAAAGUCUCUGUCAAGCUUCUAAACCCCAACUACAUAAAUAAUGCACCCCCUGAGUUCCUGGUGCCCGUGGCCGACGUGGCGUGCGACCGAGGGGACAACGUCACCCUGCGCUGCAAAGUGUGCGGCCGGCCUCGGGCCACCGUGUCCUGGCACGGCCCCGACAACAGCGCCCUCGGCAACAGCAGCCGCUUCAGCGUCAGCUACAGCGAGACCGGGGAGGCGGUGCUGAACAUCCUGGGCGCCUCGGCGGAGGACGUGGGCGUGUACACCUGCAUCGCCACCAACGUCUCGGGCUCUGUCACCUCCUCCGCCAGCCUCAGGGUCUUAGGGGCCUCUGACGACAGGAGUGAAUUCGUCUGGAAGAGCAGCUUUGAGUCCUACUACACCGAGACCAGUGAGCUGGGAAGGGGCCGUUUCUCGGUGGCCAAGCGGUGCGAGCAGCGGGGGAGCAAGCGCUCGGUGGUGGCCAAGCACGUGAACAAGCGUCUGCUGCGGCGAGAGCAGGUGCUGCGGGAGGUUCGGCUGCUGCAAUCGCUGGACCACCCCAACCUGGUGGGGCUGUUGGACACCUACCAGACGGCCACCAGCUAUGUGCUCGUCCUGGAGAUGGCGGAGCAGGGCCGGCUGCUGGACUACAUCGUGAGCUGGGGCAGCCUGACGGAGGAGAAGGUGGCCUUCUACCUGCGGGACGUCCUGGAGGCCCUGCACUACCUCCACAGCUGGAGGAUAGCACACCUGGACGUCAAGCCGGAGAACCUGCUGGUGGAGCACGUCUCCUCCCAGCCCACGGUGAAGCUCACAGACUUUGGCGACGCGGUCCAGCUGGAGCCGCCCUCCUCCUACGUCCACCCGCUCCUCGGCAGCCCGGAGUUCGCCGCUCCGGAGCUGGUACUGGGUCAGCCCGCCUCCGUCAUGGCCGACAUGUGGAGCUUGGGAGUGGUGACCUACGUGGUGCUGAGCGGGGCGUCGCCCUUCCUGGACGACAGCGUGGAGGAGACGUGUCUGAACGCGUGCCGGCUGGACUUCAGCUUCCCACACGACUACUUCCGGGGCGUGAGCGCCGCCGCCCGCGACUUCGUGUGCGCGCUGCUCCGGAGCGAGCCGGACGCACGGCCCGGCGCCGCCGCCUGCCUGCGGAUGCCGUGGCUACAGCCCCGCGGCGGCCCGCGUGCUGGAGGACCCCCGACCCCGGCGCCCCAUGCCGCACCCCCCCCGGUGGGGGACGUCCACCUGGACACCUCCCGCCUCAUCUCCUUUAUCGAGCGCCGGAAGCACCAGACGGACGUGCGGCCCGUCGCCGCCACGCAGCACUUCCUCCACAGCCGCCUCCUCGACCACGCCUGAUGGGCCGCGGCCCGGUUGUGACCGCACGACCCCCCCCCCCCCCCCCCCCCCCGGGAGGAGGUCAGGUGGGGUCGGGUGACCCGAGGGGGUCGGUGCUGCAGCUGCUGAAGAAACGUCGGCCCCCCCUGCCCAUAAAUCGAACGCAUCUCGGAUACGAGGUGAUGUCCCCGCCCCCUCCACCCCGACACACACACACACAUGCCGACACACACACAAACACGCCUCCUCACUCGGCCAUGAAAUGUCCUGCUGCUGCUGCUGUCUGACUGACUGACCUCUGCUGAAAUUCCCCUCCCCCCGAUCCAACCCCCCCCCCCCCCCCUCUUUCUUUAUCAUCUCAACCUACUUCUACGUGGUCAUCUGUGGCCCUCGUCCCGGACACUCCAUUGGCAUAUGGACGUAUGCCCGCACAACAAUGAGAGGAACUGUUUGAAGUUUUUUCCCGUUUCAAACAUAAGACAUUAGCAGGGAGAGAAGCGAGCUUUCUCAAAAGAGCCAGCGUGUGCUAGUCUUUGGUUGUCAGACGGUGUUGAAAUAUAUAAAUAAGUGAAGAGGAAAGAACAAUACUGUAUAGGUGGGAAAAGGGGGAAAAAAACGAAUUCAGGUCGGUUUUGGUUGAACACGAGAAUAUAUGUUUGUCAUUUGUAUCGAGAGAGAGAACUUUUUUUGUAAAACAAUACAUGUACAGUGUUGGACGAAAAAAUUGAAUUAUCUUUAAAGACACCACUUUUGAAAAGCAGUGUUUCCAGGCAAGGUGGAACAAAUCAAUAAUAGAUAGAAGCGAGUUGCAUGGACAAAGCGGUUCCCUUCCAUAGGGUCCAAGUUUAAGAUAAAGACCAAAACCCUGUUUAGUUUUAGUUUUCCCGAAGAUAUGCUGUCGUUUCAUUCAAUGCAAUAGUUUGCUUACGGUUGCCCCCCCCCCCCCCCCCCCCCUUGUUUCAGUUUAAACUAUUUUAUCGUUAAGUGACACACUUACACUAAGUGACUACAUGAACGGGAGAAGGAGCAGAAGAAGAAAACAUGUUUUUUUUGGAAAGAAAUCGAAUCAUAUUUCUUAGUGCAUCCGCCUUAUUUUGUAAAUAAUAUGUUCCUGCCUUCCAUAUUCAUUUUGAAGAAUUUGUCACCAAACUGACGCAAACACAGCGUUUCAUGCGUGAGUCUGAUCCGUUGAAGAAGAAUGGAGUCAUUGGAGCAAUAAGAAAAAAAAAAGUUGAAAUAAGGCUCCCUCAUUCUCUGCGGUGGCCGGACACUGACGAUGAGCCGAAAGCGCUAAUAGAACUGCACUCGUAUUUUGUGUUGGUUACCACGUGCAAUGUUGCAGCUUUAACCUUUAUGCAACUAUUUAUGAAGACUUGUUUUGUAGCUGUAUUCUUUGGGAAAAAAAAGGCAUGUACGUAUCUAGUACUGCGAUACUGUAGAUGUCUGUAUUGUGUUAAGUCUUAUGUAUUAAGUUCAGUAUUACAUCUUGCAACCCUUACAAACAGAGGGUGUUUAAGAGAUAAUGUAUAAGAAAAAUGUGUAUCUAUAUUAUAUAUGCACUUAUGCUUUCAAGAGUUUGUCAUUGCGCCAAUGUGUUUUUUAUUCUUUUCUGUUACGAAACCAAAGUUGAGUAUUCUUUACCCUUUUUUUUCCUGCUAAAAUGUGUUAUGAUUUAUCUUAUUAAAUUAUAGAAGACCACUCAGACCGUAGAGGUAUAUGGGUUUACAUUGGUUCAGUUUGGUUGUAUUUAUUCUGGAUGUCCCAAGGAGUGUUUACUUUUACGUUCUUUGAAGCUGUGCACAAAAUUCUUCUUCCGUGAUUUUCGAUUGCUUUGUGUAGAUGGAUACCAAUGUGUGUUUCAGUGUUUUUGUUCUGCACCCCCCCCCCUCCCCCCCCUCACGGCCAUCAGACUUGGUAAACAACCUUCACCAAGCGAUGUUUGUCUUUUGAAUAACUGGGAUUCACACUGCUCUGUAGCCUCAGAGUGACCCCAGAGACUUCCAAUCACCUCCCCUCUCUUGUCAGGGCAGUAUCCUAAGCCCGCCCCCAAACACCAGAACCUCCCGCCUCCAAAAAAGAAAAUCAAUACAUCGGGUUAUCUCGCAUUUUGCACUCAUUUUCAGUUGAAACACAUUGAAGUCCUUGAGAACUGGUAUCUUUAUUUUUAUUGGCUAGUCGUUUUUUUUUUUUAUUGGUAUGUGUGCCAGUCCAGUGAGCUCUUCAAAAAAUCACUUUGUGUUCUGGGCUCAUCUUCAAAGAUUGAUGACGUCGUGGACCACUUCAGUCAGUCCAACGUUUAUUCGUGUUCUUUGUCUGUUAAUACCCGUGUAUAGCUUCAAGACCUUCGCGUCUUGUCCUUUUUGAUUUUAUUUAUUGACGUUGGUCUGGGUGUUUCCCAAAAGUAUGAAAACAGUGAGAUUGUUGGGUGUCCAUAACUAAGCUCGGUCCUGGAGCGUGCUCUGGAGGCCCGGACUGAGACGCCUUUGGAAAGCCCCGUUUGUUAGUCGUUAUGUAAAGAUGUACAGAGAGGAGAAGGAGCAGGCUCGUGUUCAGGAUGUGAACCUCAUAACUUUUGACAUAUUUGAUACAUUAUAGUACAAGACUGCAGCAAUGUCAUAUUUGAAUGUCUUUUUUUUUUCUUUUUUUUGCAUGUAUAUUUCUUUGUACAGAAAAGGCAUAAUGUGUUUACACAUUAUUCUGUUGUAAAUAUAUUUUUGUCCUCUGGUUACUUUGCCAUUAAACGUACAUGGAACAUGA